AUCACUUUAUAGCAACAGUGAUUCGCUCAUGACAUAGCAUCAUCACCCACAACAGUCAUCAUACAGAUAUCUGUCAAGAAUUGCGUAGCUUGGGGGUUGAACAUUCGAAUAUAAAAGAAAUAAGUAUUGGACUUUCACUAUUUGCCUUUGACGUUGGUUCAAGAGUUUAAACAACUUCGCACUAGCAGAAUAUGGCUGGGAACGAGUCUCCUCAAAUUCUAAGAUCUCUCAGUGUGGACAACCAAGAUCUAGCUCGUUUUCAAGAGAACGCUGAAUAUAUUCUAAAGAACGUGGGCGAAGGUAAAAUUCUGUACAAUUCCGGCGUAAAAAACAAGUAUCACUGGCGUUCAAUGUGCUACGCCAGUCAAAACUUCAGAGCCUAUUAUGCUUUAGAGACGUUUCCGGCAAGGCAGGAACUUAUAGCCGAGGCCUUCAGGACUGCAAAAGAGCGCGAUUUCGUUCCCAGGGAUUACUUUAAAGGGAUCAAUAAGGUGGCUAGUUUCGGUUGUGGCCCUGGCUCGGAUUUAUGGGGAUUUAAGGAGUUCUUAAAGGGCGAGUUUGCUUAUAGCAUUAGUAGAGGGAAUAAAUUACCACGCUUCACUGGGUUCGAUAGCGAGCUUGGUUGGAUGCCGUUCGUCGAGGCUCUAGAUUUCGAAUUCUCGUGUAAGGAGAUCGAUGUGGGGUUUCUACGCGAGAUGUUGCCCCAAGAUGUGAUAAUCAUGUCGUACUUCAUAAAGCCCGCGCGGGUAAUGCACAGACCGCCCGAUGAAGCGCGAGAGUUCUGGGAAGAGUUAGAGAAGAAAGCCAAUCUCAUAAUGGUCGUGAAUGAGCACGAUCCUGAGCUACACACGGUUCUAACGAAACGUGGAUAUGACGCGUUUCAACUCCAGGAUGAACUCAAGCAGUGCCCGGCGCAUGUCUAUUGUCUGUACCAGAAUGAGUUCGCACUGCUCACGGCGAGGAGGCGAAACAUCAGACGCUAGACAUCACGAAGAGCAGUACUAAAUCUAAAAAAAAGUUGUUGGGAACUAAAGGGUCGUAGCAGCCAGCAACAACCUACUAAAUGUUCUCUGCA
Messenger RNA from Nematostella vectensis (starlet sea anemone), 1075 nucleotides. RefSeq lists its product as uncharacterized. NCBI's taxonomy places the organism in Eukaryota, Metazoa, Cnidaria, Anthozoa, Actiniaria, Edwardsiidae. The record is from RefSeq and is a predicted model, not a curated record. The coding region runs from base 192 to 983 and encodes 263 amino acids. The transcript has a single exon.